AUGGCGUCAGAUUUGGGUCCAAAGGCGCAACUCAACGCUCCAACCGAGAGCCGGUCUGGUCUUCGUCACGAAAUCGAAGGCCUGUGCCAUCACGAUCACGAACAUGAAAGUCACAAGUUCCGCCAUCACGACAACACCAAUGAAGAAAACAUCUCGAUUCCUUCAAACUCCAAACAUGCCGAGCAGGCUAUCGCGCCCUUCCUGGCCAAGCACAUCCCGACCCAAUACAACCCUGUUGGCCACUUGAUACCCCAGUCCACCUCUACCGACCUCAAUCACGAUCACCACCAAGACCCUUCAAGCACAAAGUUCUGUUAUCGCCAUCGUCCUGAUCUCAAGUGCAGGCGUCAAGCCAACGAGCCUUCCAUGGAGCAACUUCAGAAUGAACUCGGCACCGUUUCUCAGUCCGACCAGCAAGCCAUCUCCCAUGUCUGGUCCCUCUUCUCCGCCGCUCCUUCCAAACACCGCAAUCUCAUGCUCCAGGGCAUCCUCUCACAAUGCUGUUUCCCUCAGCUCUCCUACAUUUCCGCUUCCGUCCGCGACUUGAUCAAAAUCGACUUUCUCUCUGCCCUGCCUCCGGAGCUUGGUUUCAGAAUUCUAUGUUUCCUCGACACCACUUCACUAUGCAAGGCUGCUCAAGUCAGUCGCCGGUGGAGAAGCCUAGCCGACGAUGACGUCGUUUGGCACAGAAUGUGUGAGCAACACAUUGACCGAAAAUGCACAAAAUGCGGCUGGGGCCUACCUCUACUCGAGCGCAAGCGGUUGAGAAUUGAAAAGAGACAGAUACAGCUUCGUGCCAUUUCAAGAGGCAACAAUGAAUGGUCGCCGGCAAUUACCCCGCUCGCUGAGGCCCCAGCCUUUGUCAACAGCACUACAACCACGCCAAAUACUCAGGCUCUUGCCAUUGUAGGUGAGAAGCGCAAGUUUGAAGACGAGCAAGAUCCACCGCAGAAGAAGCUGUGUACACCAGCACCGGGCGAAGAGGAGGUCAACUCAUAUUUCCAACCACAAACAAGAAGGCCUUGGAAAGACGUGUAUAAGGAUCGCUUCAAGGUCGGCACCAACUGGAAAUACGGCCGAUGCUCGACAAAGAUCUUCAGAGGUCAUACUAACGGUGUGAUGUGUCUGCAAUUCGACGAGAACGUCCUCAUCACCGGCUCCUACGACUGUACAGUAAAAGUAUGGGACAUCAAGACAGGAAAAGAGCUGAGGACGCUCGAAGGCCACACAUCAGGCAUUCGCACGUUGCAGUUUGACGAUCAGAAGCUCAUAACCGGAUCUAUGGACAACACGACAAAGGUCUGGGAUUGGCGUACUGGAAAAUGCCUGCGGACUUUCCAAGCUCACACUGGUGGUGUCAUAUGCGUCAACUUUGAUACCGGCUACAUCGCUUCAGGUUCAAUGGAUCAUACUAUUCGAGUCUACGACACUCGAAAUAAAGCAUCUUAUCUGCUCAAGGGCCACACGGACUGGGUAAACGCGGUAAAGCUUGACGUGGUUUCGCGCACAUUAUUAUCUGCCUCGGAUGACUGUACCGUUCGUUUAUGGGACCUGGAUACGCGCAGGUGUAUCAAGGUUUUCGAAGGACAUGUUGGCCAAGUGCAGCAGCUUGUAGCUCUUCCGCCAGAGUUUGAGCUUGACGAAGCCGAUCUGCUUUCUGGAGAAAAUGAGGACGACACAUCAUCUACUUCUUCUGGACCUUCGCCUGCUCACAAACAUUCACAUCACCCGGCAACUGCAUCUCCUGAAAGUGUCGUUCCGUUCUGGCCUGACGAGCCUGAUCGCCCAGCACCUCCCCGAUACAUGCUUACAGGUGCCCUGGACAGCACGAUCCGUCUAUGGGACGUGCACGCGCCGGCUCCGCCUACCACCAACGCAUGCUUACGCACCUACUUCGGACACGUCGAAGGCAUUUGGGCACUUGCAGCAGACCAUCUGCGUAUGGUGUCUGGAUCAGAAGACCGUACAGUAAAGAUUUGGGAUCCUCGCAGUGGAAAGUGCGAGAGAACGUGGACCGGGCACGCUGGGCCUGUGACAUGCAUCGGACUCAGCGACAGUCGACUUGUCUCUGGGAGUGAAGAUUGUGAAGUGCGCAUGCUGUUAUUCAAUACUGGAGAAGGAGGUGAAGGUUGCGAAGAACAAUGA
This is a messenger RNA of Aureobasidium melanogenum CBS 110374, 2145 nucleotides long. RefSeq names its product WD40 repeat-like protein. NCBI's taxonomy places the organism in Eukaryota, Fungi, Ascomycota, Dothideomycetes, Dothideales, Saccotheciaceae. The transcript is spliced from 3 exons. The record is from RefSeq and is a predicted model, not a curated record. Gene Ontology annotation, molecular function: protein binding. The coding region runs from base 1 to 2145 and encodes 714 amino acids.